AUGACCAAGUCUGAUAAAGUAUUAACCCCCGAAUAUCUGGAUUGGUAUGCCAAAUUAAGUGGGUUACCAAGCGUUUUGACAGGUAAGAUUCGGUCCAACUUAUAUAAAAAAUAUAAAAAAGAAACUGGGCAUGAGCCAUGGCAAUUACCAAAAGCUGUGAUAAGUACGCCACCAAAGCCUAAGACCUCUGAUUUCAAGCCCACCACUUAUGAAGCCAAACCUGAUCCAGAAUUAAUUAUCAAAUCCGUGUUAGAGCAUUUCACAUACUUGAAAUUCCGAAAUAGUUUUAGAGGAAUUGAUAAUUAUAGUUUUGCAUCACCUCAGCCGUGGAGCUCACCAUGUCCUAUUUGCAAUGGAAGACAUGGGAAUUAUGGAUUACAUGGCGAAUGGUACCGCGAAAAUGGGAUGGUGGAAUUUUACUUACCAUUUCUGUUUCUCCUAUUAUUACGUGAAUUAGGUGUCCUUUGGCUAGGUCUUGGAUUGGGUGGGGUUAUUGUCAUUAGUCGUGGAAGUGGUGGUGUCAUUGGUUAUGGCG
Molecule: messenger RNA, 535 nt
Organism: Racocetra fulgida
Lineage: Eukaryota; Fungi; Glomeromycota; Glomeromycetes; Diversisporales; Gigasporaceae
Source: the annotation of a GenBank genome assembly